This is a messenger RNA of Xylona heveae TC161, 1464 nucleotides long. RefSeq lists its product as hypothetical. The record is from RefSeq and is a predicted model, not a curated record. The transcript has 3 exons. Lineage: Eukaryota; Fungi; Ascomycota; Xylonomycetes; Xylonales; Xylonaceae. Bases 1 to 1464 code for a protein of 487 amino acids.
AUGUAUGCAAUUCUCCUGCUGCUAUCCAUACUUUGGUUAAACGAUUCUGCCGUGGCCAAAGUAUGCACAAACAUUACCGUUCCAGUCUCAAUCUCAGCCCGCAAUGCGGUCUUCAACCUCUCUCCACUGCAGUCAAACCUUGAUGCUGCCACCUUUACCAGAAAUUAUACCAGUAUCAAGGCAAACUUUACGGAGACUACCCUCACUGGCUACGAUACAAUCCAUGGUGAUUUCAACAUCAGCGCCAAAUUCUGUCGGCCCGGUGUAACUGGCAGCACCUUCAACUCCAAGAAUGGAACUGUUCAGCUUCUCACCCACGGAAUUGGCUUUGACAAAACCUACUGGGACCUUUCAUACAACAACUACAACUACAGCUAUACUGAUGUAGCAGUUGACCAGUACGGCUUCUCUACUCUCAGCCAUGACCGUCUCGGCGUCGGUAAUUCCUCGCAUCCAGAGGACGCUCUCAACAUUGUGCAGGCCUCGGCUGAGGUUGAAAUACUGCUUGAGCUCACCAAGAUGUUGCGAGAAGGAACGCUCCCCGGCAUCAACUCCGCUUUCUCCAAAGUUGUUCACAUUGGUCACUCUUUCGGCUCUGUCCAAUCCUAUACCUUGGCCUCCAAGUACCCUGAUAUGACAAACGGAUUGAUUUUACAAGGUUUUUCCAACAAUGGCUCUUGGUUCCCCGCCACCUUUGCCGCAUGGAACUCUAAGCUUGCCCGAUUCAACGAGCCGCUUCGAUUCGGAAACAUUAGCGCUCCAGAGGUGCAAAAGCUGGCUAGCAAGCGGAAGACGGUCCAAUUCGUGAAUCACACAGAGAAAACUCUGGAUGUCAGCCCCUACGAAAUUGAGGAGAUUAUCGAGGGCACCAGCACCGCCAACCUUCUCGCUGGGAUUGAUUCUCGGCCUGCUAUGGUGCCGCAGGAUCUUCCUACAGGAUACAUGACUUGGGCGGACGCGAGUGCAAACCAGUACUCAUUCCUUUACCCGGGGUAUUUUGAUCCUGGGCUUUUGCCUUUUGCUGAGGCGCACAAAUUUCCCUACACGACGGGAGAGAUUCUUACGAUUCUCGGUGGUCCAGCCACGGCGCCUGAGUUUACUGGACCAGUUCAAAUCAUGACUGGAGGCAAGUCUUUAUUUUUCUUUCUCCCUCUCCUUCUUUGUCUUCAAACAGCCACAUACAAUCUUCGUUCCGAACCUCUCAAACACGCGUUUCUUGUUCCUUUUUUCUUCCCCGGUGCUGAGCAAGACAACAUCUUCUGCGGCGGCGACUGCUUUGCUACAGGCCAGCCGGAUGUCUCGUCCAUUCCCGCCACAGCGGACAGCGCAUUCCCCAAAGCCAGCGCAUUCGAGGCCUACAUCCAGCCUAACACUGGCCAUGCGGUUAAUGUGCAUUACAACUCGACUGCCGCUUUCCGCGUCAUGCAAGACUUUUUAGUCAAGCAUGGCCUCGGAGGCGCAUAA